Messenger RNA from Aspergillus lentulus, 1281 nucleotides. Lineage: Eukaryota; Fungi; Ascomycota; Eurotiomycetes; Eurotiales; Aspergillaceae. The record is from RefSeq and is a predicted model, not a curated record.
AUGCCCUCCAAAAUCACCGUCGCAGUCGCCCAAGCUCGCACCCACAAAACAACACAAGCCACCCUCUCCGCCCUCUCCCGCAUCGCCCACCACGCCCGCACCCGCGGCGUGCACCUCCUCCUCUUCCCCGAAGCCUAUCUAGGCGGAUACCCACGGACCUGCUCCUUCGGCUGCGCGGUGGGCUCGCGCGCCCCGCACGGCCGCGACCAGUUCCUGGCGUAUUUCCGCUCGGCGGUUGAUCUAGGCGAUACGCCUGCGGGGGCGGGCGAUGACUGGGUGCAUCGACGCUUGCCUGUCGCCAAGGGGCGGAGCGAGCGCGGCGAUGGGACGAGGGAGGAGAUGGAGCGCGUGGCGCGAGAGACGGGGGUGUUUCUCGUUGUGGGGGUUAUUGAGCGCGCGGGGGGCAGUUUGUAUUGUGCGGUUGUUUAUGUGGAUCCCCUGCGUGGGUGUCUCGGGAAGAGGAGGAAGGUUAUGCCUACAGGAACGGAACGCCUCAUCUGGGCGCAAGGCUCCCCCUCCACCCUCAAAGCCGUCACCACGCACCUCAACGGCGUCCCUGUGACGCUUGCCGCGGCGAUCUGCUGGGAGAACUACAUGCCCCUCCUGAGACAGAGCCUCUACGCCCAGAACGUCAAUAUCUAUCUUGCCCCCACGGCUGACGCGCGGGAUACCUGGCUGUCGCUUAUGCGGACGGUUGCCUGCGAGGGCCGCGCGUUUGUGCUCUCGGCGAAUCAGUGCGUACGCUACAACGAGUUGCCCGAGUGGGUGACCUGUCCCCCUGGCCCUGGGGCUGGGGGGCAGCAGACGCAACAGCUGCAGCUGCAGACCAGGCCGGCGCAUCGCAAGAAGCAUUCCAUUACGGCCGAGGGGCCGCAUGAGAUCGUUUGGCCCGAGGCCGAAGGGGGGAAGACCGGGGAGACGGUGACGGAGGCUGCUCCUCCGGCUGCUGCUGCUUCAGCUCCUGCGGUAGACGGUGUUCCUCAUGGCGAUGAUUUUGUCUGCCGCGGGGGAUCGUGCAUUGUCGGCUGCCAAGGUGACGUGCUGGCCGGCCCCAUCUGGGAGGUCUCUGCGGAUGAUGCGCCCGACUCGGCGGUGACGGCUCGCGCGGCUGGAACCGAUGCCGAUGGCAAUGCGGUCGGGGAUGGGCUGCUUGUGGCUGAGAUCGACCUGGAGGACUGUGAGCGCGGACGCCUGGAUAUGGACGUUGCGGGGAGCUAUUCGCGCAACGAUGCGUUCAAGUUGACGGUCGAUGGGUUGGACCUGAGUCCUCCUCCGUUCUAA